ACACCUUGCAACCUUCUCUUGUCUCUUGCUUUUUUGGCAUCUUCGCCGCCUGUUCUUUUUCCACAGACACCAUUUCACUCCUUUCAACCCCUCAAAGCUUGUUGAGCCUGCUGAGCACUACCUCACUUUCAUUCCUUCGAACAACAUCUACCAGACAAGUCCCUCCUUCGUGACUCGUUUGCCACCUUCAACCUUCAUUCAACCUCAACUCGUCAUCUCGGACCACAAGUCUACAGAGGUGGCCGGUCUUCCAUUCAUUUGAGGUGCUCAUCCGGUAUCAGCACUCAACAGCAGCCAGCUCAGCUAUAACGACAACAUUUACCCCAACCUUUGCGUAUCACCUUGUUCAAGCCUCCAAACAACACACCCAUUCGCCACCAUGAAGUACUCAGCUGCUGCUCUCGCGGCCGUCUUCGGCACAGCCGCCGCCUCUCACCCGGGUGCCUUUGCCGUCCUUCGAUUCAACGGAAAGGAAAUUGUACAAGGCCGUAUCGAUCCCAUCGUCUCUCCUAAAGCUGUAGCCCAGCACGUCCAUGGCGCAGUCGGCGGCAACAACUUUGCCAUGGACUCCACUGGCGAGUCUCUGGCCAAGUCCGAGUGCACCAGCGCCAAGGCUCUUGACGACAAGAGCGCCUACUGGUUCCCCUGGCUCUACUUCCACGACGAAGCCAAAGAUACUUUCGAACCCGUUGACAUCAACUAUGUCAACGUUUACUACUUCUUCGACAAGACCGAUGACGAUAUCAAGGCCUUCCCUCAGGGCCUUCAGAUCGUCGGCGGCGACCCCGGCACCCGUGUCGCUCCUCAGACGAAUGGAAAGCUCAACCUUGAUCCCAGCAGGGGUCCCAUUCAAUCUGCCAUGUGGACCUGCCCUCAAGACUGCCCUGAGGGUUGGAUCCACGUCCCUCACAUGUUCUACGAAAUCUACUGGGACACUCCCAAGUUUGCCGAUCGCUGGACCGGAGGCCAGGGCUCGCAGCCCUUUGUUCUCUCCAACGGUGAUGUGACUGGUUUCAGCUCCCACGCCGACUUCCUCGCCGCCUGGGACGAGGAUGUCCUCCAAAACGUCAUCGACAACUGCAAUGCCGGUCACGCAGGUCUUCACUCUUGCCCCGGCGUCAAGGUUAACGACAACAACGGCUGCAAGGGUGUCACCACCGUCGAUGAGAUCGUCACUGGCGUCCUUAGUGUCCUUCCUGGUGAUCGUCCCCUUGAGGGCUGGACCUAUGGAACCAAGAACGGUGACGGCACUGGCUACAAUGCUCCCAAGCCCGAUUCUGGUGCCAAGCCUACCACCGCCGCUGCCACGUCCCCCAAGACUGAGCCCACGCCCGAGGCUGCUGCUACCGAUCUGCCUUACCAGCACGUUCCCGAGGCCGAGGUCAAGGAGGAGGUCGCUCCCACGCCUGUAUUCUCGUCCGUUCCCGAGGUCGGCGCUGAGAAGCCUGUCGAGACACCUGAGCCCACGCCCGCCCCGGUGCCCGAAGCCCCUGUCGAGGACGUGAAGCCAGUGUCCUCUUCGUCUUGCUCCAAGACCACCAGGACUGUCUGGGAGACCGUCACCGUGGUGGCCACGGCUACCGAGGUCAUCAACAACGAGCCUACGCCCCAGCCCGUUUACGGCGAGCAGAAGCGCCGUCACGUGCACAACCAUGUCUACCGCCACCGCAGCCUGCGCCACUAG
Messenger RNA from Verticillium alfalfae VaMs.102, 1684 nucleotides. RefSeq names its product WSC domain-containing protein. The record is from RefSeq and is a predicted model, not a curated record. Lineage: Eukaryota; Fungi; Ascomycota; Sordariomycetes; Glomerellales; Plectosphaerellaceae. Bases 380 to 1684 code for a protein of 434 amino acids. The transcript has 3 exons.